Messenger RNA from Haliotis rufescens (red abalone), 2079 nucleotides. Its product is annotated as coatomer subunit zeta-1-like. NCBI's taxonomy places the organism in Eukaryota, Metazoa, Mollusca, Gastropoda, Lepetellida, Haliotidae. Gene Ontology annotation, biological process: retrograde vesicle-mediated transport, Golgi to endoplasmic reticulum; intracellular protein transport; intra-Golgi vesicle-mediated transport. Gene Ontology annotation, cellular component: COPI vesicle coat. The transcript is spliced from 8 exons. Bases 129 to 683 code for a protein of 184 amino acids. The record is from RefSeq and is a predicted model, not a curated record.
AUUUUAAGAGCUAUUACUUAUACAUAAAACAAUAUCUAUAUAUCUAUAUAUUUUAUUUUGUAUUUAUUCAUCAAUGCGGAAACGGAAGUGCAGUGCGGCGACUGCAUUUCCACGUCAGGAAAGACAACAUGGAAGGAGGAAUAUUGGAACCCUCUCUGUACACGGUGAAAGCCAUCACAAUCCUUGACAAUGAUGGCAACAGAUUGGUGGCAAAGUAUUUUGAUGACACCUUUCCAACAGCCAAAGAACAGAAACAGUUUGAAAAAAAUCUGUUCAACAAAACACAUCGAGCCAAUGCGGAAAUUAUAAUGUUCGAGGGUCUCACAUGUGUCUAUAAAUCAAAUGUUGAUUUAUUUUUCUAUGUCGUUGGGUCUACACAAGAAAAUGAAUUAAUACUAGCAAGUGUUCUGAACGCCCUGUAUGAUGCUGUGAGCCAGAUCCUACGGAAGAAUGUAGAGAAGCGAGCCUUGUUGGAGAACCUAGAUGCAGUGUAUUUGGCUGUGGAUGAAAUCUGUGACGGAGGAAUUGUUUUGGAAGCUGAUUCUAACGCCAUUGUACAGAAAGUCGCAAUCAGGACAGACGACAUUCCCCUGGGAGAACAGACCGUGGCUCAGCAACUAACGAGAAAGCUUGAGGUCCUCCAAUCUGCCAAGGAACAGAUCAAGUGGUCAUUGUUAAAGUGAUGGGGAGGACGACGAGGGGAUCACAUCACAUCAAUCGUUCCAGGACCCCGUGUCUUGUGUCAUCAGUCACCCAUGUCAUCCUUCGCAUGACCACAUUACAUCUUGCCAAGUGAUGUUAGAAUUCAUGAUGCUCCAUUGGUGCCAUGUGUGCCAUUACUUUUCUGACUUCCUUUUGCGGAAUUUAGGUUGCCGUCUGUCUGGAAGAACACACUCAUUUGAGGGUUAAUUCAGUAUAUAUGUCUGCCAAUAUUGCUAUUAUAAAAUGUGUAUUUUUUCUUAACCAAAAACGUUAGGGAUCAUGAAUAUUUUUGGAGAUAAUUAUAUGAAAUUGUGUGAAGUGUUCACCAUGAAAAAAUAUCCUCCAAUAUAUUCAUUACUAUUUUUGUUCACUACAUGUUAAGCGUAAAGGUUUUUGAAUUUUACAUUCAGCAGUAUGAUAUAUCCUAUCGAAUUUAUAAAGUUCUCCAGGUUCAGAAGGAUGAUUGUAGUGUGUUUAAUGUAAAGUCUGAGGUUAAGAUUUGGUAAAGGUUUUUGUUGGCCUACGUGUCGUUGUACAAAACAACCUUAGCGCUAUGACUGUCGUUAAGGUACGGGCGUUACAAUUACCUUAGCGUUAAGAUCGCUUUGUACAAGGCACCCUGACCUUGUGCUGACAGCCAUAUGUCCACAUCUGUAUAUAAUGCCAACUAGGAGCUACUGACACACAACAGCUAUUCCUAACAUCCUCCUCCUAUUACUGUGGUCUUGGAAGAGGUGUCAUCAAUGCUGACUCACUGAUGUUAGAACUACACUUUUGUCUGAAAAUCAGCAUUGUUAUCCUGACUCAAGGAUCCAAGGCUAAGGAUAGAGUUUGGGGUAACCAACCCUAACCCUAACACAACUAACCCAAAAGAAUGAAGAGGAACGCAAGAUCUGUGAAGCAAUAGCAAUAAAUUUUCUUGAAGUAUCUGGUAUUGGGAUAAGAUUCUAUUGGGUGGUGAACAGAUUCUAUUAUCACACCUAACUGUUUUAGUUAUGUGAACACAAAUUUAUCAUUUGAGUAUAGAAAAAUACUUGGGGUUAAUUGUCUGUUUGUAUCAUUUGUUAUUAAACAUGUUAAAUGCUCAGAUAUAUCAGCUACCUUGACCCCAAAAAGGUAAGUUCAAAGUAUUGUUUUGGGCUUAAAGAAUUACAAAAGAAUCAGAUUUUGUACAAAACAAGGAGAUACUUAUUUAGGAUAUCCUAAAGGUUGUUGUUUCAUAAGAUAUUUGUUAGUUUGGUCAUAUAGAAGCUCCUUAUCAUUACACAAUAGGUUCUCUUUAAGGGGCUGUAAUAAUAUUUUGUCUUCACAAACAUGUAGUGUUGCAUCUUUGUGAAAGUGGGAUCAUUUAUGUAAAAUAAAAGUCAUUGAAUAGAA